Toxotes jaculatrix (banded archerfish) is the source of this 6714-nucleotide messenger RNA. RefSeq lists its product as uncharacterized. The transcript is spliced from 24 exons. Gene Ontology annotation, molecular function: guanyl-nucleotide exchange factor activity. Bases 283 to 5973 code for a protein of 1896 amino acids. The record is from RefSeq and is a predicted model, not a curated record. NCBI's taxonomy places the organism in Eukaryota, Metazoa, Chordata, Actinopteri, Toxotidae.
GAGAAGUGAAAGAGGAGGAUCAACAGGCGGCUUGACAAUUUGCUGCUUUCUGCGCUUCACACUAAGACUUGCGGAAAGUCCAUGAAGAAUGGAAAUAACUUUGGCUACUUUUGGGUCAAGGCGACUCGCUGUCAUGUGGGUUUACUUCAGCCGCCUUCUGUUGUUGAUGCACUAAACAUGGCAAGUCUGUUAGCACAGAGCCCAGGGAGGCUGUCUGGAGAGGAUUAUCAGGACCAAAAAUGAAAACGCUCUCGGCCUGAUAGAGGACAAACUCCUGCUAAGAUGAACCCAGAAUCUCUGGACUCGUCUAUCCAGAGUACCCUCUCUGCCCUCUUCCCGCCUUUCGAGGCCACAGCGCCCAUCGUCCUCAGCCAACUGUUUCGCACCAUUGAGGAACGUUACCAUGGCGAUGCAUUACAGUGCCUGCUAGAUUUCCUCAUCCCCUCCAAACACCUGUUGGAGAGUGUCCAACAGGCAGCAUGUGCUGGAUACUCUGAUGUGGUUUUCCGCUGUGAGGGCUGGCCUCUGUGUCUCCACGAUAAAACCGUCAUCCAGUUAGCACCUGUAAACCCUCUGCUUCUGCGUCCUGGAGACUUCUAUCUUCAGGUGGAACCUUUCGGGGACCAAGCGGCUCGCAUCGUCCUCAAAAGUCUUCUGGAAGAGGGGUGUCGGGAAGUGGAGGAGACCCCCGUGCCUGAAACUUCGUACCCCUGCAUCUUCACUGAAGACUGGCUGCAGGACAUCAAUGAAGGACGCCAUGGAACUCCUCUGUCACGUUGCUUGGUUUGCACAGAUCAAGGAGUAAUCAAGUUGCCCUGGGCCAAAAUAGCUAUCCCAGAGUUUUUGGACAAGCCUAAGAUCAUGCCCACUUAUCGGGAAGCUCCUCCUGAGCCAAAACAGAUCUCAGUUCCCUCCCAUUUUAACUCUUCCACCCUUCCGAUAGAAGCCAUGAUUCUUCCUUUAAAAGACAGAAUGUCAGCAUCUUUGAGACCUGUGGACAGCUCCUCCAAACUUGUCAAAAUGGAGCAUGAAAGAGGAAUGCCAAAAUCAUUCUCCAAACCUUUAAUCAAACCUGUGGGUUGGGUUUCUCCCAACACCUGGGACAGUCGUAACUAUCGAGAGAUAGAAGGUGAUUAUGUAGACCUGGUGGAUAUCGCCAAAGGGAAAGAAUUUGUGGAUAAACAGAGGGACAACCAUCCUAAUCCACCCAAUUCAGCUUUGUUCAAACCUGUCAGACCACCUCCACCUGUACCACUCGGGCAAAGUGCUCCCUGUGGACGCACCCUUCAGUAUGCAGAGGAGCCUUGUACACCAUGCAGCCAGAGAAAGCUGGGGCAGGAGCUCACUGAUCAAGACUUGAAGUGUCGGUACAGAGACUCUUACUUGGCAGCACUGAGAAACCCAGUCACUUUUGAGAGGGGGAGUGUAGACCUCCUAUCUGCCCUCGAGGAGGUCAGCCUCUGUGAAGAGGGUGAGUUAAGAUCCAGGGGUAAUUUUGAAGCUCCAAGAGACGAACUUGGAAGCGUUUGUAACCACCCAAAAGAGGCCGUGAUACGUCAUGAGCUCUGCCAAUACAAACACUGCUGUGAACCAACACCAGAGAACUUUGUGUCUCACCUUAAAGACAUUCCUCCAAGUUCUGAAUCUGAAAACCUUAUGAAGGAAUCACCUGCGAUUUUGAAAUCAACCCCUGGUUUGAGCCAUAGUCAGAGAGUUCAGACAAAACUUAUUUCCCACCCACUGGGACAUAAGCCUAAUGUGCAUCCAGGAUCAGAUUUGUUCUCGGAGAUCCGUGAUGGUGACAUGAAACCACAACAGAAGGUGGAGGUUGUAAAACCGUCGGGGAAACACAAAGUUAAGCUGAGGACUCCAUCCACUGUGUCAGAGACACCUAAAGGGAGUCCACUUCUCUAUAAACUCAAUAACAGGAGUCACAGUGAUAUCUGUCCUGAAACAAUCUCCAGUGUAAUCCAGUGUAAGAAAGGUGAACUUUUGGAUCAGGUGACUCCAAAGUUGGAAAAGCUGGCUGGAAAGUGUCUGAAAAAAGACUCCCAGUCAAGCAGAAGUGAAACUUCCUCCACCACAGAUGGAGCUGACACCAGACUCCACCACUCAAAGACAGAAAAGUCAUCUUCUCUGCAAGUUCAGAUUCCGUCUGCGAGUUCUGACACUCCUCAGUCUCCACAAACAGAAGAAUCCAGUUUCAGAAGGAUCAGCAGUCUGCUUGAAUUUGGCAUUAUUUGUUUGCCAGGCAGCAGGGACAGGACAGGCAGAGCAGUGGUGGAGGUUCAUGGUGACAGGAAGGAGUGGGCGUCCCCCCAAGUAUCGGCUCAGAGUGUGUGCGAGUUGCUACUCUACCUACACUCCAUACCCAGGAAAGAUGUUCGAGAGCUGGGAAUGACUUUGGUCAUCAAUGCCAGGAAGAAGCCUCCUCCACUUCACCUCUAUAAAGCUCUGCUGAUGGCCCAGGAGCAAGCCCUUCAUGCUGUGCACAGUAUUGUGAUGCUGAUGGAUAAAGACACUUGCCCGCGCCCUGAAAAACAGCCUGGGCUGCAGAUGGACAUGGUGACUUCUAUGAAAGUCCUAAACAAGACGGUUGAAGCUUCCCAGCUGACAUCUGACCUGGGCGGUACCUUUACUUAUAGCCAUACAGACUGGCUGCAGUUCCAUCAGAAACUGGUUUCCUUCAUGACUGACCUGCGAGGAGCAGACAGCUUGUUGCAGAAGGCCAUCCGGAAAGUGGAAGGCAGCAAAAAGAUAGACACGGCCCCGGAUGUGCAGCAAUGCAUUCAGGAACAGAGGGCAUCAAUGAAAGAGGUGCUAGAGGACACUCGACUGGUCACGCUGCAAAGAGAAGGAGGGGCUGUACUGGCCAGGAUGAGGAGGGAGGAGUUCAGAUUUCCACAGUCUGAAGACUACAGAGAUGCUCUGGAGUCAGUGACAAGUCUGUAUAACCAGGUGGAAGAGAAGCUCCACAUGCUGGUGAUGAGAUCGAAUGAGUCACUGCAGCAGCUGGGUUUCCUCUUCAGGCUCAGAGAGAUGGAGUCCAAAAUCAGCAUGGCCGGGACCUGGUUCAAUACAGAAGGCGAACAGAGACUGGCGGACUCUUACACAACAGAUAAUACCCUGGCGUGCACUGAAAAGGCUUUGCAGCACUUUGAACAGUUUCUCACUCAGUCUAAGGAGAAACAACAGCAUGCCAUGACCCUAGUGACGGAGGCAGAAGAAAUUGUUGGCACCAGUGACUCCAGUCCUGCAACAGAUAUUUUUCGUACUCUGGUCAGCACUUUCAGAUCUAAUAUGGACAGUUUUAUGUUGAGGGCAGAAAAGAGGUACAAAGAACUGGACACGCUGGUGCAUGUGCACCGCUUCUGUAAUCAGGCGUCUGCCCUGGCCAAGGAAUGCAGUCAUUUUUUGGAAAAGGUAGAACAGGGGUGUUACUCAGCUCAGAACCUAAGCACACUCCAGAUGUAUGAAGAGAGAUUAGGUGGUGAAUUCUCCACCCCGCACUUCCAAGCUCUGAAAGUUAAGGCCUCUGGUUUAGGAUCAGGGGCCUCUGGGGUGAUGAAGGUGUGGAAUGCAGCUUGGGUCCAGUGCCAAGAAGUGAGGCAGAGUCUUGAGGAGAUCCAGAAGAAGAAAGGCGUAGAUAAGAACCAGAUCCAGCAGACCACAGCUGUAAACUCUCAAGGGGAAGAUGGAGGAAUGGGGAACAAGGAGAAACAGAGUGAAUUGGGGGAGGAUGAAUGCUCCCUGACACCACAGUCAACCUCUCCUAAAGAGAUGGUCAAUAUCUCGGAGAGAGAAAGAGAAAGCGCCACUGUUGCGUGUUUCAACAACCAUUUAAAACCUGACUUCAAAGGGUGCGAGAAAGAUGAAGCCCAAGCACAGAAAUUACCUGAUGCAACAGUUAAAAAUGAGAAAAUUACUCUUGUUUUUUCACAAAACUGUGACUGUCAUCCUGAAGCCAAAUGGAGGCCAAGAGAGCACUACAGCGAGACAGAUCUGAGGAGCACAGGUUCUACUGAAGUGGGCGAGGAGUUUCCUUUGCACAAAGCCUUGGGUCGGUCCCUAAGCGAGGGAUCAUGUGUUAGCCCUCAUUUGAUGAGCAUCUCUGGCUUUUCACCUUUGAAUGUCAGACACAAACACUGUCAGAACAGGACACAGGCGCUGGAACAAAAUCUGAAACCUGUCCAAAAUCGGCCAACUUCCCAUGACGAGAGCUUACAGUCGGGAAACUUGAACUGCAAGUCAAUCAGAGACAGUAAUGAAGAGGAAGGAGAAGGAUGCACAGUCUCCACCCAGAGCCCUAAAGAUUUAAGGACUCCAGAGACAUUACUCACACCAACAGAAAACAAUUGCAGCAAUGUUUUGAAGCUGCGAAGGAUAAUGGAGGAGCUGCUGUCCACAGAGAGGGAGUACGUGAAGGCUCUGGGUUAUGUCCGAGAACACUAUUUCCCUGAGCUGGAGAGGACCGACGUCCCUCAGGACCUCAGGGGCCAGAGGGGGAGCAUCUUCGGUAACUUAGAAAAGCUCCACGACUUUCACCGACAUCAUUUCCUCAAUGAGCUGGAGAGCUGCGUGAAUGAACCCUUCAGAGUAGGACGCUGCUUCCUACGACAUAGAGAAAGCUUUGCUUUGUAUGCCCUUUACAGCAAGAACAAACCGCAGUCUGAUAGUCUUCUUAUUAAUCAUGGACAGGCUUUCUUCAAGCAAAAGCAGCUGAGGCUGGGGGAUAAAAUGGACCUGUGGUCGUACCUCCUGAAGCCCGUGCAGCGCAUUAGCAAGUACAGCCUGCUGCUGCAGGACAUGAUGAGAGAGUGUGGUCCGGGACAAAACAGAGAGAUGGCUGAGGUCAAGGCCGCCCUGGAGGUCAUCCACUUCCAGCUCCGCCAUGGCAACAACCUGCUGGCUAUGGACGCCAUCAACAGCUGUGAUGUUAAUCUGAAGGAGCAGGGGCAGCUGAUACGCCAAGAUGAGUUCCUGGUGACGUUCAGAAAGAAAAAAUGCUCUAGGCACAUUUUCCUCUUUCAAGAACUGAUCCUCUUUAGCAAGACUCGGAAGACUGACGUAGGAAAUGACACGUAUAUCUACAAACAGUCAUUCAAGACAUCAGACAUAGGCAUGACCCAAAACAGCGGCGACAGCGGUCUGUGUUUUGAGAUCUGGUUCAGGAAGAGGAAAACCCAGGACACAUACAUACUCCAGGCAGUUAGCCGGGGGGUGAAGGAGGCUUGGACCAAGGACCUGGAGCGGAUUCUCUGGGAGCAGGCCGUACAUAACAGAGAGGUCCGCAUGCAGGAGAGAGUGUUCAUGGGUAUUGGAAACAAGCCUUUCAUGGACAUCAAACCCAGUGACGCAGCGAUCAAUGACAGAGCUGUCAACUAUGUACUAGUGGGAAGAGUCUCUGCAGAAAACCGGGUGCUGUCCUCUGUGAGAUCAGGGGGGUCUCAGGACGGGCUCCCAGGGGGGCGGCCAAAAUCUCUUGGCUCAGGAAGCAGUUCAUCUUCCUCUGGAGUGGGUUCUCUGUCUCCUGUGGGAUGCCGAGGUGGGCCAAAGACGAGGGCAGAUGUGGAGAUGCUCGCAGGAUACGUAUCGUCCUCUGGAGUCCUAGAGGAGGAGGACCUGGACCACGAGAGUGGAAGUCAGAACUUAUUAUUGGACAGCUCUGAGUCGUCAGGAGAGAGUAUAAGUGGCUUCAGCAGUUGCAGUCACAGCUACCACUCUGCUAUAGGAGGAGAGGUGGAGGACACCUCCUCUGUCUGUGCCUCGGUAACCACCGUUAAGGAGGCUGCGUCUGCUAAUCGAGCUGAAGCUUCUGCAGCUUUCCAAAAAACAAAUGCUCUGGCAGGAUCCCCAGAGAAAAUCCAACCACCAGUGGCACCAAAGCCCAAACCCAAACCACAAUACCAGGCCAAGGAUUUCCCCUGUGGCAAGGUUCAGAACACUAGUGUUGGAAAAUCCACUGAGGUUUGACCUGUGAGAGACAGUACAAGAUCUGGGGGCAGUCCAAGAAAAGCCAAGAGAAGAAUGCUAAUGUCGGCAUGGAAGAGGAAACUAUAAACAGACAGCCUUUUAAACGAUCUGUUACUGUAAUCAAUUAGCACUCUGUAAAUACCACCACAAGAAGAAAAGGUCAGAAAAAUGUCUAUAAAUGUACUCUGAACAUGAAAUACAAAAUGCACCUGUAUUGUAAAUCAGUCUAGUUUUGUAGUUCAUUCAGAAGAUCAUAGAGUUGCUGCGGUCUUUGUGUCUGUGCUUGUAUAACAGUCUGUCAUUCAAAACAAAAUGCUAAACUAUACUGUGGUUUGAAAACGUGGCUAAAUCACUGUGGCUAAAUAAAAAAGCAGUAAAUAAUACCAUCUUUUAUGCCCUACAGUGCAUGUAUUGGCUUUUGUACAGAUUUAUCGAACUUAAUUACUCAUUUGCUCUGAAAAUAAAAUACAUCCACUCUGUCCUUUCUUUUAAUUAACAGUUUUGUAUAAACUCAUAUGUUACUGCUAUGAAGACUUUGUGAAGAUAUUGAUCUAUGUAACAAUUGUACUGCUUUCUACUUGAAAUACAGAAUAUUUCCAGUAAUGAUAUAUGUUUGCUUUUAUCUGUGUUUUAAUUUGCACCUCAGCCUUUUUUUCUUUGCAAUAAACUUUGCUAACAGCAUUUACAGCCAGAAAUUUAAAUUUCUACGCAUGAACAUUAGUCAGUAUCUUGUUUCUAGCA